AUGAACAGCGAAGCUGAACAUACAGUGAACAAAGAAUGUGAGUAUAAAAGGGACUCAGAACGGAACCUGAUGGCAGUCUUCAUCAAAAUGACUGAAUCACUUGCGCAUAUUUCGAGUUGUGUUUCAGUGAUCGCGAUUGCAACAUGCUUCUUUUUCGUACCGUACCUCAUGAAUCGUAUGGAUCAGAUUCGUGAUGGUCUUUCGGUGAAAAUGGAUCAAUUCAAGGUGUUGGAACAAGAAGUAUGGGGUGAGAUGAUGCACACUCGUCAGAAUGUACCACGAGCACGUAAAGAACGCGGUGUUGAGCCAGUGUGCAACUGCGACUCAGUUGACCGAUGCCCACCUGGGCCACCAGGAAAACCUGGAAAACCUGGCCAUCCAGGUGCACCUGGAAAGCCGGGAGCUCGAGGACCACCGGGCGUGCCAGGAAUCGUUCCACCACUCGAUUUCACACCUGCAACUGGAUGCAAGCAAUGCCCACCGGGACCAGCUGGACCACCUGGACCACCUGGACAAAUUGGUCCACAAGGCGAGAAAGGACCUCCUGGAAUUCCAGGAAUGGAUGGUCGCCCAGGUCAAAACGGACCUCCAGGACCAAUGGGACCAAUCGGACCUGCCGGACCAGAUGGAAAGCAAGGUGAACCUGGUCCACCAGGAAUGGAUGGUACUGUCGGUAGCAAGGGACCACGAGGACCACCCGGACCACCUGGCAAUCCCGGACAAAAGGGACAACAAGGACCACCAGGCAAUCCCGGUCGCCCAGGCUCGCCUGGAACAACUGGACCCCAAGGAGAGCCUGGAAUACCCGGAACACCUGGACAGCACGGACAACCAGGACCAGCUGGGCCUCCAGGAACGCCCGGCAAGGAUGCGCACUAUUGCCCAUGCCCGAAGAGAGUCAUGUCGAAAUUGGUCAGAAAAUCGAGAAAGAGAUUUCAUUAA
Messenger RNA from Anisakis simplex (herring worm), 942 nucleotides. NCBI's taxonomy places the organism in Eukaryota, Metazoa, Nematoda, Chromadorea, Rhabditida, Anisakidae. The record is from the annotation of a GenBank genome assembly.